Messenger RNA from Spinacia oleracea (spinach), 1915 nucleotides. RefSeq lists its product as uncharacterized. Lineage: Eukaryota; Viridiplantae; Streptophyta; Magnoliopsida; Caryophyllales; Amaranthaceae. The record is from RefSeq and is a predicted model, not a curated record. The transcript is spliced from 4 exons. Bases 664 to 1590 code for a protein of 308 amino acids.
UUUCUCCUUGGAUAAACGCUGAAAGUAACCAAUGUGGCGGUACCACCUCGAUCAGUAAACUGUUAAAACUCCGUAUUUCAUUCACCUGCAUUUGUCAUCAGAGUGAAAUUACAACGACCGGUAUAUGUCAUAACGUCAAGAAACCCACUCCAGCAAAACACCAACCACAAUCUCCGCCCACGGUCCGUUGUCAGAAAUUCUUACGACGGCAGCGUUGAUAAUCUUGAUAUUCAAGAACGCAGCCCUACCUCCGCCACACCGCCCAAGUCCGAGAGAUCGAAUUGAAGCAAAGAAGCCAUAACUGAGGGAGUACGUCAGCUUCUUGUCUAAGGCGGAGCAAUUCUACUCUUCCAGGCGAUCCACCACAUCUCCGUCAAUCCCGAAAUCUGUCUCGCCGGAGAAGAAGACGAUGACGAGAAAAUGUCUCCACUGUGGGGUCGAGAACACGCCACAGUGGCGGGAGGGGCCUAUGGGAUCACGUACGCUUUGUAAUGCUUGUGGGGUGAUGUAUGUAUAAAACAAAGGGUGUACUUCUAGCCGAGUAUAGGCCCGUUAAUAGCCCCAGUUACUCCAAUGAGGAUCACUCCAAUUACCACCGGAAAGCGCUGGAGAUGAAAAAAGGGUGUGCUACCGGUGACAAUAAAGAAGAAAGAAUCGACGAUUAUGGGUCAACCCGAAUCAGGCAAUUUGCCGCCUCACCCGGUUUCAAGUUCUGAACAUUUUGGAAAUUCGCAUCAUCCGGAUUCACAUGCUGACAUGUAUGACGGAAGCUCGUCCUUUUCAAGUGGUGAAAGAACAACGACAAUACAGCUGGUCGUAUCCUUCGAUGACCUAAAAGUUGUUAGCCAGCGGAAGGCAUGUUAUUUAACUGAAGACGAUGAUGCUCUGUACUUGAGGGUGGAUAUGCCAGGGUUGGGCAAAGAACAUACCAAUAUCUACCCGGAGGACAAUUACACUCUGAUAGUAAAAGGAGUCGGGGAGGUGGACAACUUUGAACCCAAGUUCAAAGAUAAGGAAACUUGUGUUAUUACUUACGUUGCUAAGGUGACUUCACUGGAAAUGUACAAGUACAAUUUGGAUGGGAUUCAAUUAGGGAUGAAGAAUGGAGUGCUCAAGGCUAUUGUUCCCAAAAUCAAGGACAUAAUGUAUGGUGGAAACUCAAGAACGACGAUGCAGCUGACAUACUCGGGUGGGCCAAACAAUGAGUCGGAACCAAAUGGACAGCGGAAGCCAUGGUAUUUGACGGAAGAUGAUGAUGGUUUGUACUUGAGGUUUGAUAUGCCAGGGGUGAAUGACCGCGAAGGUCCCUUCUUUUCCUAUAAGUACAGUACUAUGAGAGUAGGAGUAGUCCAGCUGUUGGACGACUCGGAACCCAAGUUGAAAGAUGAGGAAACUUUUCCUAUGAUCUACACUGCUGAUAUCACUUUACUGGAUAUACAACAAUACAAUUUUCAUUGGAUUCAUUCAGGGUUCAAGAAUGGAGUGCUCAAGCUUAUCGUUCCAAAAAAGAAUGGACUUUAUGAUCUCAAGGUUAGCUCAUGGGAAACUAUCUUUAACAAUCUAGGUUUGUCAAUGUAUCUCAAUCCGUAGUAUUUUUCAUGUUCGAUCUGGAAUCCCCUUAGACAUCUUCUUCGAUUGUUUUUCCUAGAGUUGAAAAUUGCACAAACAAAACAUAUAUAUGUCAAUGCUGUUGUCUCUCAUCGUAUAAGUAUCAAGGAAUCAUCACCAAUCAAGUGGUGAUCGAAUCCAGACUAAAACAUGGAUCGGAUUCAUUUCUGCAACUUUUCACUUUUCUCUCUUUGCAAUCAAUUUAUGUUUGUCAACUACGGACUACUUUGAUUUUUGGAACAUUAAGUCCCACAUAUUAUAUACGUACUACUCCCGUAUCCUCUUCUUCAACCAUGCUGUCAAGGUA